Biomphalaria glabrata is the source of this 6699-nucleotide messenger RNA. RefSeq names its product phospholipid-transporting ATPase ABCA1-like. Lineage: Eukaryota; Metazoa; Mollusca; Gastropoda; Planorbidae. Bases 299 to 6463 code for a protein of 2054 amino acids. Gene Ontology annotation, molecular function: ABC-type transporter activity; ATP binding; ATP hydrolysis activity. The transcript has 44 exons. Gene Ontology annotation, cellular component: membrane; intracellular membrane-bounded organelle. Gene Ontology annotation, biological process: lipid transport; transmembrane transport. The record is from RefSeq and is a predicted model, not a curated record.
GUGCACUACGUUAUGACUGACUGCAUUUCAAAAAGUUCUAGUUGAUUGACACUGUAAAGACACGUGUAUAGAGCCUCUAGUCUAACCACAUUAUAAGUCUUUUUAUACCUAACACACUGGGGUAAAACUGGUAUUCGUUUUAUUAUAGUACUUUUUUUUUCUGAGUACCGGUUUGCAACUAGUAGCCUAGAAAGUAGGUAUGUUUCUUUUUACAGUCAAGAUGAAAAAUUGGCCUUCAAGGACACUUCAUUCCUUUUAUGCGAGCUGAGAAAUGUCUACACUGACUUGCUGAGAAAAGAUGCAGUCAUUAAACCAGUUAAGGCUUCUAGUGUGGAAAAAUAUUUUACUUCGUCGUCGAUAUCCGCUUUUUCUAGCUUUGGAGCUACUUUGGCCAGUUUUAAUCCUUGGAAUAGUAUCAGUUUUAAGAAUAGGGUCACCACCUAUAAAAACUCCAGAAUGUCACUAUCAAAAGUGGUCAAUGCCAAGUGCUGGACUAGUACCAUUUCUUCAAUCAUUAGUAUGCAACAUAGACAAUUACUGCUUUACAAACCAAGAAAGUAUUGAGGCAUCUAAACAAUCUGCUAGAAGUUUCUCAGCUUUAACUCAGGAUGUGCUGCCACUCAUUUCUUCAAAUGAUAUAUUGGAUAUUCUUCAAAUAUCUAAUAAAAGCAUUGGUUUAUUGAAUCUGUUUAAGAAUGUGAUAAAAGAGCAAAAAUUUAUAUUUGGCUUAGGAGAACAACUUUAUAUAAAGUACUACAUCAGAAAUGAAACAGAAUUUAAAAAUAUACUUGUGAAUAAGUAUCAAAUCUUAACAUUAGGUGAAUUCAAUGAUAUAAUGAUGUCUAAAUUGAAUAUUGGUAAGCUGUUGAACAUGACAGAGAUUCCUGAUUUGAAAUCUGUUCUCUGUAGCUCUGAACAACUUGGGUCAUUCUUUAUUUUCCCUGCUGGAACAGAUGUGAAAAAUAUCUCCAUAGUGCUUUGUGAUUUAGAAUUGCAAAACAACACAGAACUGAUUAAUGAAGUUCUCCAGCAUCUAAACCUUUCAUCAUUAAUAAGAGCUAUCAAACUUAUUGAGGAAAUAAAAGAAAAGACUGGUUCAAAAGACAAUGUAACAUUUGCCUUAGAAAAUGUUGCUCAAAUGUAUGACAUUGUCAGAAAUGAAGAAACAUUAUUAAGAGCCAUUCAGGCAUUGUUUUCUAUUCCAAAAUUAGAUGACCUUUUCUCUGUGAUUCCUUAUAUAAUGGAGAAUUCUAGUGCUUUAGGGAGUAUGAUUGACUUAAUAAGAAAACUUGUUUUUAGUUUGAAUCCUAUAAUGGUUAGUCUUAAAAUGGAUAACUCAACACUAUGGGGAAUAUUGCAAGAUAUUGCAUUGCUAGGUGAUUAUUUGACAACUAUAGGAGAUGGCUCAUGGAAUCGCUCUUCCGCUGAUUUAGUUUUACCACUUGGUGAUCUACUGUAUAAAUUAAAUCAAUUAUCAAGUGACAGCUCCAGUGCAGUCGCAAUCAACUUAUUAAAGAUAUUUGCUGAUUUUGAUUGGGUUACCUUGUUUACUGAAUUAUUUGGCACCAGUGUAGCACCAACAUCAAGCACCAACAUCUUGAUUGACAGUCUAAUUCAAGUUCUUCUGAAGGGCCCAGAUUUAACCAAAGCACUUACUCAAGCUAUUAUAAAUAAAAAUUAUACAGAAUUUACUUUACUAGUAACUAAAGUCUUUUUGGGUUUUGGUCUCAAUGGUACUGUUGAUCCUUUGUUCCUCAACCCAAUUAGAAAUUUAAUUGUUGCUGUCCAGAGUUUGACUAAUGCACUUCAGAAUACAACCAGUCCUUUGCCCUUGUUUGUUACAUCUGUCAUCACCCAGUUGAAUUCUGCACUGAACGUGAUUGGCUUGAGCAUAUCUACAAUUUGCAACAUUGUCAUCCGCUCAUUUGGACAAACUGACCCAAACACUUAUCUGCCACUUUAUGUUACUAUUGAAAGCAUUGAUAUCAUGUCUGGCUUAGUCAAAAUAAUUCCAGAACUUGAUGAUUUAAUGUGCAUUUUAUUUGAUAAAACUGGAUUGAAUCUCAAUGUUUUCUGGGAUACAUUAACUAAAAUCGGAUUUUGGAAUGACUUGAAUAAGAUUGUCACUCGCCUCUCUAAUCCAAGCCAAUCACUUAACUGUUCAAAGCCUGUGGAAGAUAUGAUAGUGAUUACUAGUAGUAUUUCUAGCAGUUUUACAAAUGAUGGCCUGAAUAUAAGCAGGAUGAUUCAGUGUUUCAGCUUAAGUCAAGAGCAAAUUCAAAAUUUGCUGAGCUCCUUUAGCAAUUAUUUGGUGUUGAUAAAAAAUUUGUUGAACUUACUACAAAAACCAGCAAUUCAGAAACUUCUUACUGACCCUGAUAUACUACCACUGUUUGAUCUUACUCUUGAAAUAGUUAUCUAUAACUCAAAAGCCAUGCUGACUGUGUCCAAUCUGUUGAAAUCUGACAAGAAUGUAGCACAAUAUCUUUUGAACUCAGGGAUUUCUCAGUUAGUUGUGGAAACUUUUAUGAAUGCAGCAGUCAAUUCAAACCAGGCUUACUUUCUCCAACAAACAUCACUUGAUAUUACAAAUAUUUUGUGUGAUCCUGACCAACUUUCAAAAGUAAUGACCCCGUCAGUGACUGCUUCUGUCAGUCUCAACAGCCUAAGCAAUGCUUUCUGUAACACUACACUCCAAGCUGCAGUUCUAGCAGAAUAUUUAAAGAAUUCUUCUUUGUCUUCUUCUGGCAUCAAUGAUCUUUUAACUUCUGCCAGCCAAUUCAGUGGUAUGCUAAUUUCAUUGCUGCCAAGUCUGAAAGAUCUUGUUAGUGGAUUUUCUGAUGUUACCACUUUUUUCAUUGCCUCUGUUAUUGACACCAACAUAAAUAUUUUAGAAGAGAACAUUGAUGUCCUAGAUAAAAUUAUUGGAAGCAACACAAUGUCUGAAUUAUCCAAACAAUUACAGAAACUUUUGACACCACUGAUUUCCUUAUUUCCUCCUAAAUACAAAAGUGUAACUGUCUUAACUUCAGUGCAAACAAUUGUAAAUGGCCUUGUCAAUGUUGACUUUCUUAAAGGAUAUUUGUUGCCUGAAAUUCAAGUCAAAAGUCUGCUAAAAUAUCCAAUGAAUACCACAAAUUAUUUUACAAGUGUUUUAGGAAUUACUCAAAAUGUUGCCCAAGAAAUUUUAAAUGCUGUCUUUUCUUCUGGAAUACUUCAAGGCAUUGCUAAUUACAGUAGCUACACAUGCAAUGAAGUAUUGAAGAGACUUGUGUUUGUUAAUGCUACAAAAGCCACUCUUCAGAAUGUCCAAACUGAAAUAUGUGCUUUGAAUACUUCACAAGUUGUAAAGCUUUUAAAUGUUUUAAUCCCAGAGCUUGACAUUAGUGCCCUGAUAUCCAAAUACACAUCAACUCUUGUGGACACAAUACUUCAAGAUACAAAUAUAACCAGUACUGAGCUGACAGAGCUUGCUUACAAGAUAAAUCAAGGUCUUGUUUCUUCUAUCAAAACUUACCAAAUGCUGAACCAAAGUGAAAGCAAGAUGGAAAUAAUACAAAGUUUUUCUGCUGCCUUAACAAGUGAUAUGCCACUUGUGGACAAAAUAAGCCAAAGUGUUUGUGGUAGAAUAAUAUCACCAGAUCUUGCAGCCUUUCCAUCUGUUUCUGGAAUCACAGUAUCUACAGAUACCUUGAAUUUAAAUGGGGCCCAAAAUAAAAGUGUUGACAAUGAUUUACAAGGUACAUUUUGUCAAGAUUUUUUCAAGACUAUCAAUGACCUAGAAUUUGGAAGUAUUUUGUGGAAUUAUUUGAAACCUAUCCUGUUGGGUAAAAUUCUGUACACUCCAGAUAAUGAAAUCACAAGAACAAUUUUAUCUAAGGCUAAUAAAACGUUUGCAUUAGUAGGAGAACUAAACAGGAUUGCUACAGUCUGGGCAAAUCAAGCCGUGAAUCUACAAGGGUUGCUAGACUUUAUUAAAGACACUAGUCUGCUUAAGGAUCUCCUUAAUAAUGAGGUCAUUCAAGAUAUUCUAAGAGCAACUACAGGAAUUCAACCAGAUCUUCUUCUUACUAGUUUGCCUACCUUAGAAAACACAACUUUUAGUAAUGACAUCUUGGAAACUUUGCAAUCAGUUGCAGCAAUGGUGGCAAAUUAUACCUCUUGCAUUCUGGCCGACAGAUUUCAACCUGUGUCAAAUGAAACUGAACUGGAGAACAUGGCUUUCAAGUUAGCAAAGUCAAAAAUUUUUUUUGCUGGUAUAGUUUUCUAUGAUGUUCUCAAUGAGAGUGAGACUUCAGCAAGACAGAAGCGUCAAGUCAAUUCAAACACAAUACCUAAACAUAUAGGCUAUAAAAUUAGAAUGGAUAUUGAUAGUGUCAUGGAUACAAGUUUAUUGAAGGAGCGCACUUUCACCAUGAAUGCUGAAGACAAUUUGAUUGAAAACUUGCGGUAUCUUAGAGGCUUCAUUUUUCUCCAGGAUUUAUUAGACUCUAGAAUUAUAGAGCUUCAUAAGAAUCAAAGUUUAACAAACCCAGCUGUAAAUCUUAUUCAGAUGCCUUUCCCAUGUCAUCAUGCUGAUAGUUUCAUAUUUCUACUAGGAACCUACUUGGUACCUAUUAUGAUGUGCUUUGUCUACCUGAGUAUACUUGGUGUAGCCACUUACAACCUGGUGUAUGACAGGGAGAAUGGCCAGGAUGAGGUCCUUCGAGUGAUGGGGAUGAUAAAAGGUGUAAAUGUACUUGCCUGGUUUCUCAGCACAAUGUUUAUGAUGUUAACUGUUGCCAUUAUCAUGGCUGUGAUGCUAAAGUAUACCAACAUCUUCAUCUACAGCAAUUUGUUCAUCAUGUUCCUUCUGCUGGCUUGUUUUAGUCUCAGUUCACUGAUGUUGAUGUAUAUGGUUUCUGCAUUAUUUAACCGUACCAGUAUGGCUUUGUUGUUUGUAAUCAUCUUGUACUUACUGUCUUAUUUACCUUUCACCAUUCUCAUUGGAUAUGACUUCACUCUUAACUUUUGGCAAAGAAUACUUACGUGCUUUGCCUGCACUACAUCACUUUGUUUUGCUACAUUGAAGAUUGCCUUUCUGGAAGAGCAAGGCAUCGGUGUGCAGUGGUCUAACAUUGACAGAGCUGGUCCAGAUGAACUCAGUGUAGCUUGGUCCUUCUACAUGAUGCUAAUAGAUAGUGUCAUUUAUUUCCUUGUUGGUUGGUAUAUACAAGAAUUAAAGCCAGGCAAAUAUGGUGUGGGGCAGCCAUUUUAUUUUCCCUUUCAACUGUCUUACUGGAAAAGUUUUUGCAAGUAUAAGCUUCCUACCAGAGAAAGAAUUGACAGAAAGGCACAUACAGCAAGUAGUUUGUUUGAAGCACCACCUGAAGGUGUUAAUGUUGGCAUAUCUGUUGAAAACAUCAGCAAAAUUUACUAUAAUAAAAAAGUUUUAGACCAACUCAAUCUACAGUUCUAUGAGAAUCAGAUCACUUCACUCUUGGGACAAAAUGGAGCUGCUAAAACCACUACAAUAAAGAUCAUAUGUGGUUUGCUAAAACCUACCAGUGGUUAUGUGUAUUUUAACAGAAAUUUUUCCUUGGUAGGAAUUUGUCCUCAACAUAAUUCAAUUUUCAAUUAUAUGACAGUUAGGGAGCACAUGGAGUUUUAUUCUGAAAUCAAAAAUAUUAAAAACAAAAAGAUGUCAUUUCUGGAAAUUCAAAGACUGUUGAAAGAGGUAGAUCUCUGGCAUGCUAGAAAUGUCCCUGCUAAGAACUUAUCAUAUGGCAUGAAACGCCGUCUCUGUGUGGCUUUAGCGUUUGUUGGAAACACCAAGAAAAUAAUUUUAGAUGAACCUACUAGUGGCAUAGACCCUCACACAAGAAAACACAUAUGGAACUUAGUAACCAGAAACAGGAUAGGUCGCACCAUUGUGCUUUCAACUCACCAUUUGGACGAAGCUGAUUUCUUAAGUGACAGAAUCGCUGUAAUGCAUCAAGGAAAGUUACUUUGCUGUGGCUCCCCCUCAUUUCUCAAACAAUCAAUUGGUAGUGGCUACCAUCUAACUAUAAUGAAGAUAGAUCAAAGAAAUCAAAGUCACUCACAAGAAAUUAAUGAACUAAGAUCCAGGAGUUCAACAGCAGCAAUUACAACGUUCAUUCAAUCUUUAUGUUCUAAUGCAACUCUUGAAGAGCAAGCUGGAUCUGAUUUAAUCUAUAACUUACCAAAAGAUCACAGCCUGAUUGUACCAAUAGAUGAGUUUUUCAGAAGAUUAGAUCAAUCUGUUAAUCACCUAAAUAUUGCUAGUUAUGGGUUGUCUGACACUUCACUGGAAGAGAUAUUUCUUAAAUUGACCAAAUCAGCUGAUCAAAACUUGAGCAAUGACACUCCAAGCAACAGAACUUAUGUACCAAAUUCACAAUCUAGUAUUACUAGCUCAGAAAGUGAGAAUUCAAGAACAGAUUUGAUGAAAACAGAUUUAUGAGUCCUUUUGAGGCUGAAAUUCUCGGAUGGAAAAUUCUAGCUAUGGCUAUAGAAGGAGUUUUGUUUUUUAUAUUAAAUUUCAUUCUUGAUGCUGCUAAACCACCAGUUCUGAGGCUUCAGGAUGAGAGACAAACAUUUAAUGAAGUUGUUACUGAAGAUGAAGAUGUAAUUAGAGAAAAAGAAAGAAUAGAACAAGGAUUAGCAAAUGAUUUGUUGAUUGUGGAGAAUUUAUCCAAG